AUUCAGUUAGUUUUGUGCGCGUGCUGCGUGCUGUUGUGAAUAGCGCUUUUUCAGCGCGUUAUUACAUUUACGUAUCAUCAACUCGCCGAACGCCAGACGCCAGACGCCACACGAGAGGAAAAUUAAAAAAUAACUAGCGCACAAAAAAUUAUAAAUCUGCCCACGAACCGACAAACAAGAAAUCAAAGGGAAACAACAUUGUGUUACACGUUUACUUUGAACGUAUUUGUUUUCGUUUUUUUUUUUUUAUAUUUGAGUACUGCUUGUUGUUUUGCUGCUGCUGUUGCUGCUGAUUUCAAAUAAUUGUGUUUUUGCUGUUUUUCGGAGUCUCUGACACAAUUACUGCCACUAUUUGAAUUAUCGAUUAUUUGAUAAACAAAAUCAUAGGGUUCGCUCGGUAAUUGCAGACGCGUUUUGAAUGAGCACAUUUCUUUCCCGUUGAUGAAAGUGAUAAGUGCAAUAGAAAAAUACGUAAACUAACUGAAGAGAAUAGAUAUAAAGAAGCUAAUAAUUCUACGUAAAAUUUGUGAUAAGUUUUGAAAUAAAAGUGGAAAUCGUUAUAUAUAAUAUUUUGUGUUAUCGAAAAGUAUUAAACUUAGUAACUGUAAAUAAAUUAAUUUUAUAUUUACUACAAUAAAUAAUAUUAAAUCAUGAACCGGACUAGAAAAAAAAUUGAGCGUCCAAAAAAUCCAUAUACAACGGUAAAUCUUUUCUCACGUUGGAGCUUCUGGUGGAUGAGAGAUAUCUUUCGUCUGGGCUUGAAGGGUCCUCUUAGAGAAGAAGAUAUAUAUCAGAAUCGGGAAUCGUUGGACAGCGAGCGACUUACCGAUAAGUUCAGCAAGCUCUGGGAGGAGGAGCGUAUGCGCCAAAAGCCCAGUAUAUUGCGUGUGAUAGGACGUUCUUAUGGAUUAGUAUUUUUACCACUUGGUGUUCUUUAUUCCAUAACCGAGUCGAUUUGCAAGGCUAUACAACCGCUUUUGCUUGGUAGUCUUGUUGCCUACUUCGCCGAAGGUCAAACAUCGAUAACGGAAUUGGAUGCUUACAAAUUUGCUGCCGGCAUUGUGCUAUGCUCUGUGAUACCAGUUUUUUCAUUUCAUCCAUUCAUUUUUUACAUCUUCCAAGUUGGCACUAAAAUUAGAAUCGGCUUAUCUGGUCUCAUAUACCGGAAGUGUUUAAAAAUCUCGAAAAACGCCAGCAACGACGGUCUCCGGGGUCGUGCUAUAAACAUUCUCUCUAACGAUGUUGGACGAUUCGAUGUGGCAUUGGCCUUUCUGCAUGACUUGUGGAAAGGACCGACAGAGUCACUACUUAUUGGCUAUCUCAUGUAUCGAGAGAUCGGUAUAUCAGCAGUAAUUGGUGUGGCGUUCAUGUUGAGCUUUAUACCUUUGCAAGCUUAUGUUGGUAAACAGGCUGCCCACUACCGGCGAAAGACUGCGGAACGUACGGAUUUGCGUGUAAAGUUGAUGAAUGAAAUUAUUCAGGGCAUUCAGGUGAUCAAAAUGUAUGCGUGGGAGAAUUCGUUCGCUAAGCUAAUUGCGGAUAUACGUCUCAAAGAGGUGAGGGCGAUAAAGGGUACUUCAUAUAUUCAUGCCGCCCUUAGUUGCACUUCGAUGAUAUCACCUCUCUCGGUUUUCCUGGCAUUGGUAUCCUACAUUUAUCUCGGCGACUCUUUAACAGCGAAACGGGUGUACACAGUGUCUUCCUAUUUUAACAUGCUAAACGAUUCAAUGGUGCAUUUUUGGCCGUUGGCGAUAACAUUUGUUUCUGAAGCGACGGUAUCGGCGAAACGUGUGCAAGAAUUCCUGCAAGACGGAGAUGCGGCGGCAACUCCUGUACUGAAAAGUGACAAGAAACUUUCUGAGAAAAGGAAUAAUAACGGAAGUAGUGAGAAGGCGGAACUUAACGGUAAUGUGAGUGAAGGCGACAAAUUCUUGAAUAUCGUUAAUACCCGUGAAAUACAUCAACAUGCGGAAAGAAAGGGCGUCGAUAUUCGUAAUGUUAGUGCCACAUGGGAUGCGAUUGAGCCGACUGAUGGUAAAGGCAACGCAGCGCUUUCGGAUAUAAAUAUAAAUAUCGGAGAAAGAGCACUCGUUGCUAUAGUAGGCCCCGUAGGUUCAGGGAAGUCGACAUUACUGAAUGCGUUGCUCGGUGAGGUGAAGAUUAAUGCUGGACAAAUUGUGAUCAACGGUAAACUGUCCUACGCGGCGCAAGAGCCAUGGGUUUUUGAAGGCACCGUACGCGACAACAUCGUUUUUGUAGACUCGUACAAUGAAAGACGUUAUAAGAAGGUCAUAAAAGCAUGUUCACUUGAACGCGAUUUGGAACUAAUGAUCAAUGGCGAUCUGACAAUUGUCGGCGAACGUGGUGUGAGUUUGAGUGGUGGUCAAAAGGCGCGUGUGAAUCUGGCGCGAGCGAUUUACCAUAAGGCGGACGUAUAUUUACUGGACGAUCCACUUUCAGCGGUGGAUACACAUGUUGGAAAACAUAUUUUCGAACGCUGUAUUACUGAGUUCCUGGGCGACAAAAUUGUUAUUUUGGUUACGCAUCAACUGCAGUACCUUUUCGAUGUGGAGCAAUUGGUACUUAUGAAUUCGGGCCGCAUUGAGGCUCAAGGCAGGUAUCAGGACUUGCAGAGAAAUGAGAAAUGUAAAUUUCUAUUGAUGCAAGCGACAUAUGAGUCACAGAAUGAGACGACCGACUCGACGGAUGCGGUUAGCGUUGAUAGUCGUAUGUCGCGUAGUGAGUCGGAGAAGAGCAUGGAGCAUCACCAGUUACUCAAUGCGGGCGAAAUGCCUGUAGAGGACGAAAACCAGGAGCAACAAGCUGUAGGCUCCGUGAAAUUGAGUGUAUAUAUGUCGUAUUUCAAAGCUCUUGAAAGCCCUAUAUUACUAUUUUUAAUCGUGGGUCUCUUCAUAUGUGCCCGUUUCAUGUUGACUGGGGUCGAUUACUUUUUAUCCAGGUGGGUAAUUUGGGAGGAAAAAGUGGCUAUAAGUAAUGGCGAACCUUUGCGAAAGGUCGACGAAAACGUUACGCAUCUGGCGCACGAGACGUUAGGCAACCAUUCGCUGAAUCUCACUGAGCAAGAUGAGGAUGCAGUGCGACAGGAGCUAGUUAUUUUCUAUGCAAUCAUACUGGGCUCCACAAUGAUCGUCUACAUACUGCGCACUUUCGGCUUCUUCAGAAUGUGCCUUCGCAUUUCGCUUAAACUGCACGAUCGCCUUUUCCGUGGCAUUACUCGCACCAGCAUGCACUUCUUCAAUGUCAACUCAUCGGGAAGGAUACUGAAUCGUUUUGCUAAGGACAUACGCACGGUUGAUACCGACGUGCCACAUACAUUAUUAGACUGCAUUGCGUUCGCGAUUGAUGUAUCUGGUGUUCUUAUUAUUGUUGCCGUUGCAAAUUAUUGGCUCUUAGUGCCGGCCGCAUUUAUUGUGGCCUUUCUCUUUCUAUUUCGCUACAUCUACGUUAACACCAGCCGCAGCGUCAAGCGUAUAGAAUCAAUCACUCGCAGUCCAAUAUAUUCCCUGACCAAUCAGACAUUUCAAGGACUGAGCACUAUACGUGCAUUACACGCCGAGUCGGCCUUAGACUCUGAAUUUCACGAUUAUAUGAAUAGUAACACUUGUGCCUGGUUCCUGUUUAUCUCUUGCACGCGUGCCUUUGCGAUAUGGUCCGAUUUCCUCUGUGUACUAUACAUCGCUGCUGUGACUUUUAGUUUCUUGGUUUUAAAAAAUGAAUUCAACAGUGGUGAUGUGGGCUUGGCCAUAUUGCAUUCAAUAACGAUGAUUGGUAUGUGCCAGUGGGGUAUGCGACAGACGGCCGAAUUAGAAAACGAUAUGACCAGUGUGGAACGUAUUCUUGAGUACACACAGCAGCCACCGGAGCCAUCACUGCACACGGAUCCAGAGAAAAAGCCGAAAGGCGAAUGGCCUAGUGAAGGACGUAUUGAGUUUGUGGAUCUGAAGUUGCGUUAUUCCCCAAAGGACGCGUAUGUGUUGAAAGGACUAAAUUUUCUCAUAGAACCUCAGGAGAAGAUCGGCAUUGUGGGACGUACUGGCGCGGGAAAAUCUUCCAUUAUACAAUCCCUCUUUCGGCUGGCCUGCAAUGAAGGAAGUAUAAUGGUGGAUGGUGUUAACAUUGAAGGCCUCGGCCUUCACGAUUUAAGAAGCAAAAUUUCCAUAAUACCUCAAGAUCCCGUGUUAUUUUCUGGUACUUUGCGCUACAAUUUGGAUCCCAUGGAAGAGCGUAGCGAUGCAGAAGUGUGGAAGGCAUUAGAAGAUGUGGAGUUGCGGUCGCACGUUUCGACUUUGAUUGGCGGCAUAGCAUGUCGCAUGUACGACGGUGGCUCGAAUUUCAGUGUUGGUCAACGGCAGUUGGUGUGUUUGGCGCGUGCGAUUCUCCGAAACAAUAAAAUACUUAUACUGGACGAGGCUACAGCUAAUGUUGAUCCUGAGACCGACAAGUUGAUACAGAAAACCAUUCGUACCAAAUUUGCCAAGUGCACAGUGCUGACUAUCGCCCACCGUUUGCACACCGUGAUGGAUAGUGAUCGUGUUUUGGUGAUGGAUGCGGGGCAAAUGGUGGAACUGGGUCACCCCUUUGAGCUGCUACAGCGUCCUAACGGAUUUCUAAGACAAUUAGCAGACCACACAGGUUUUGCGAUGGCUAAUAUGCUGAUGCAAGCAGCUCAGGAGAGUUAUAAACAAAAGAAAAAGAAUAAAUGAGUAAACGGUGCAAUUCAAUUCAAUCAUUAAAGUAUUUAAUGUGAUAAACUAUUGUACUUUUGUAACUAGCCAUAGAUUAUUUACAAACGGAAAAAUGUGCUGCGGAUGUUAACAAUCUCAAAAGACGAAUUUUGUACUUACAUAUAUACAUGCAUAUGUAUAUACUCAUAUAUAUGUGUGUUAGCUUAUUAGAGAAAAAAUCUUAAGCCGAAAUAUAAAUGCCUAAACAUCCUAUGUACUUAGAUUAGGUACAUAUAUAUGUACAUACCUACAUUCAUGGAUAUAAGUCUACGAAUACAACUUAUAAUGAUGCAUAGUUAUGCAUGUUUCUAUAAUAUUUUAGGAAUAGUACUUAAAUUGUAAAGAUUUUCAUAAGAAGUUUUUGUGAAAAAUAUAUAUUUUGUACUGCUUUAAGCGUAAAUUGCAUUAUAUUUUUUAAAUAUACAUAAAUAAUCUAUACACUUUUGUAUGCAGAUCCUAAGAAAGAGAACAAAUUUCGUUCACAUGUCUUGAAAAAUCAAAAUAAAAAUAUUAAUCAUACGAGUAUAUGUAUG
Molecule: messenger RNA, 5278 nt
Organism: Ceratitis capitata (Mediterranean fruit fly)
Lineage: Eukaryota; Metazoa; Arthropoda; Insecta; Diptera; Tephritidae
Gene: rdog
Product: probable multidrug resistance-associated protein lethal(2)03659
Exons: 7
Coding region: 651-4724 (1357 amino acids)
Biological process (GO): transmembrane transport
Cellular component (GO): membrane
Molecular function (GO): ATP binding; ATP hydrolysis activity; ABC-type transporter activity
Source: RefSeq, a predicted model, not a curated record